Messenger RNA from Pseudoliparis swirei, 6742 nucleotides. RefSeq names its product myomesin 1b (gene myom1b). The transcript is spliced from 40 exons. NCBI's taxonomy places the organism in Eukaryota, Metazoa, Chordata, Actinopteri, Perciformes, Liparidae. Gene Ontology annotation, molecular function: protein binding. The coding region runs from base 641 to 5332 and encodes 1563 amino acids. The record is from RefSeq and is a predicted model, not a curated record.
AUUAUUUUGGUUGUGUGGAAAACGCAGCCCUGUACGCACCUCUACCGAAGGCCUGCUGGGAUAUUGACUUUUAAGUGUGGAAUUGGGCCAUCUUUCAUUGAAAGCUUGGAGUUUGAGGCUUUUUGUCGAGGGUAAGUAGCAACAGUUGUGCAGGGAUGUGAUACGCAGGCGGUCGUUGUUGCACUAUGUCUGUCUGAGCAUGAGGAGAAAGUGCCUGAGUCUUAUAGGCUACCACGUCUUGCUAGUGGAUUUUGCAAGUUUGAAUCUGCAAUUUGUAUUAUGGUAAAAAGUAUUUACCUUGUUCUUCUCUUUGCUUGAUCAGGUUUCUUUCAGAUUUUGAUUAAAAUAUUAAAAUAUACUUAUAUCGGCAUAAUGGGGAUUCCCUAACUUCUCCAUAAAAUGAUUCAGUUUUAGUAAAGUUGAUUUUUUUUCUUCCCAUCUUGAGAGCUAGAUUAACCAUGAUCGACUACAAACACCAUGUUGAAAUAAAUCAAAGCACAGCCAGCUUGUGAAGCCAUCCACUGAGUGAUAUACGAUAACGGUCGACCUGCUCUUGAACACUAACCAGUCACGCGGACAACAGACAGGCAGCAAGAAAAGCGGACCACUCAGGGCUCGUACAGCAGCAGCGGCCUGCAACAUGGCGGGAUCUAUACCGUUCUAUCAGAAGAACCAUCGCCACUAUGACCGCAGCUACCGUAGCAAGGAGACGGAGUCUAAACUGAGCCGGUACCAGACCAGCAGCAGACACACUGCUGGCAGCCACACCUCCAGCACCACCAGCAGGAGCGGGGGACUUAAAGUGACUUCAUAUUCUGAGCUGGAAGCGAGCCGACUAAGCCCCGUUCCCAAGAGAGUCAAGCCAACUUACUUGGCUGUGGAUAAAGAGAACCAAAUCAUCGGCUAUGUAGUGCCUAUCUUCAGGGGCAGUCAAGACUUUUCGGACACAGGGGAAACGAGGGUGAGGGACACUGCUGCAUACAUGGCCCGCAGGGAUAUGUUCACCAGUGGCAUGGAGAUGGAGAGGUCAGAGCAGACCUCCAGGAGGGAGGCCAUGCGCGACUCGGCUGAACGCAUCUCUCUGAAUAAAAGGAUCUAUGAACACGGGGAACACUUCAAGCAUAUGAACGAAGACAGCCUGAUGCACGCCCCGGAGUUUGUGAUCAAACCGCGCUCCCACACCGUGUGGGAGAAGCAGUGUGUGCGGCUGCAUUGCACUCUCAGCGGCUGGCCUGACCCCCGGGUCGUCUGGUACAAAAACAAUGUGCCAAUUGAUUCUCUUUCCAAUGCUGGCAAGUAUAAACUUGAGAGCAGAUACAGCGUGCACUCACUGGAGAUUAACAGAUGUGAUUUUGAUGACACGGCGCAGUAUCGUGUCUCCGCCAUGAACUCCAAGGGAGAGCUGUCUGCAUUUGCCUCCGUCAUUGUCAAGAGGUUCAAAGGUGAAAUGGAUGAGUCCUUGCCAUCACCCAGACGUGCCAGUAGGCCUACUGAAGAUGGCCCAGUAUCCGAAUAUGGCAUCAACUUCCAGACUCACAUUGUUGAUAAGUUUGGUGUGUCGUUUGGAAGAGAGGGUGAGACCAUGAGUCUGGGAUGCACGGUCAUCAUUUACCCAACCCUGCACCGCUACCAGCCCGAGAUCCAGUGGUACAGAGAUGAUGUUCUGCUGUCUGCCUCUAAAUGGAACCACAUGAGCUGGAGUGGAGACCGAGCCACGCUGACCUUCACACACCUCAACAAGGAGGACGAGGGGCUCUACACCCUGCGUGUCAUCACCAAGUCCGGAUAUGAAAACUACUCAGCCUACGUCUUUGUCAGAGAUGCUGAAGCUGAGGUUGAGAGCGCUCCGGGGGCCCCUCUGGACGUGCGCUGCCUGGAUGCCAACAAGGAUUACAUCAUCGUCACCUGGAAGCAGCCGGCGGUCGAUGGUGGCGACUCCAUCUUGGGCUACUUUGUGGACAGAUGUGAGGUCGGAACCACCCACUGGUUCCAGUGCAAUGAGACUCCAGUUAAAUUUGCCCGUUUCCCCGUCACCGGCCUGGUGGAGGGCCGCUCCUAUAUGUUUCGCGUGCGUGCCGUCAACCAGAGCGGCAUGAGCCGCCCGUCCCGAGUCUCUGAGCCGGUGGCUGCCAUGGACCCGGCUGACCGCGGCCGCAUGAGAGGUACCUCUGCUCCGUGGACCGGCCAAAUCUUUGUCACAGAGGAGGAGCCUGCAGAGGGCAUUGUUCCUGGCCGGCCUCUUGAGCUGCAGGUGACAGAAGCGACCAAGAACUAUGUGGUGCUGAGCUGGAAUCCACCCGGAGAGAAAGGCCUUGAGGGAGUCAUGUACUAUGUGGAGAAGUGUGUCUCGGGCACAGACAGCUGGCAGAGGGUGAACACAGAGAUCCCCGUCAAGUCUCCUCGCUUUGCGCUGUUUGACCUCGCCGAGGGGAAAUCCUACAGCUUCCGCGUCCGCUGCUGCAACUCUGCCGGCGUGGGCGAGCCCUCCGACCCGACCGAGGCCACCACUGUUGACGACAAGCUCGACAUCCCGUCCGCCCCGAGUAAAGUGGUGCCCACCAGAAACACGGACACGUCGGUCGUCGUGUCUUGGGAAGCGUCCAAGGAGGCCAAGGAGUUGGUGGGAUACUACAUCGAGGGGAGCGUUGUGGAUAGCAACGUGUGGGAGCCGUGCAACAACAAACCAGUCAACGUCACCAGGUUCAUCUGCCACGGUCUGACGACGGGAGAGAAAUACAUAUUCAGGGUGAGGGCAGUGAACGCAGCAGGGCUCAGCCAGUUCUCCCCAGAGUCUGAGCCUGUGGAGGUGAAGGCUGCUAUUGGGGGCGGCAUCCCUCAUGCCGCCCCUGCUCCACCCUUUGGCAUCACCGUCCUGGAGUGUGUGUGCGACUCCAUGGUGCUGGCCUGGAAACAGCCGAGCUUCAUCGGCGGCGCCGACAUCACCGGCUACUUCGUGGACUAUCGGGAGGUCGUCGGCGGCGUGGCGGGGAAGUGGCACGAGGCCAACAUCAGGGCCAUCAGCGACAGGGCGUACAGGGUGUGCGACCUGAAGGAGAACAAGAAGUACCAGUUCCAGGUGCGGGCGGCCAACAUGGCAGGUGUCGGCAUCCCCUCGCUGGCCAGUGACACUUUCCUGUGCGAGGAGUGGACCAUCGCCGUGCCCGGACCUCCUCACGACCUGCAGAUAAGAGAGGUGCGCAGUGGCUCUCUGGUGUUGCUAUGGAAACCACCUGUGUACCAGGGCCGCGAUCCGGUCAACGGUUUCUACGUCGACAUCAAGGAAGCGGACGCCCCGGAGGAGGCGUGGAGAGGAAUCAACAACAAGGCCACGGGGAAGACCUUCAUCAAGAUCGAGAAGCUGACUGAAGGAGAGACGUUUGUGUUCCGCGUGCGCGCUCAGAACCAAGCCGGCGUUGGACAAACCUCCGCCGUGACGGAGCCGGUCGUCGCGCUCACCAAAGCAGGCACCAAGGACAUCGUCGUGGACGUCGACGACGACGGCGUCAUCUCCAUGAACUUUGAGUGCUGUGACGUGACGCCCGACUCCAAGUUUGUGUGGUCCAAGAAUUACGAGGACAUCGCAGACCCAUCCCGCCUGACACUGGAGACCAAGGGGAACAAAUCCAAAGCCGUUUUCAACACUCCCGAGGAGGAAGACGUUGGUAUUUACUCAUGUCUCGUCACCCACACCGAUGGUGCUUCAUCCAGCUACAGUCUCUCAGAAGAAGAGUUGAAGAGGCUGCUGGAGGUCAGCCAUGACCACAAAUUCCCCAUUAUUCCCCUGAAGUCAGAGUUGGCGGUGGAGCUACUGGAGAAGGGCAAAGUUCGCUUCUGGCUGCAGGCGGACAAGAUGACGGCUAACGGCAAAGUCGACUACAUCUUCAAUGACAACGCUCUCUCUCCCGGGGAUAAAUACAAGAUGAACUUUGACAAGAACACCGGCGUGAUUGAGCUGAUCAUGGACUCUCUGACUCCGGCAGAUGAGGGCACCUUCACCUUCCAGCUGCAGGAUGGGAAAGCGACCAACCAGUCCAGCUUGGUGCUGAUAGGAGACGUGUUCAAGGAGCUGCAGAAGGAAUCAGAGUUCCAGAUGAAAGAAUGGGUCAGAAAGCAAGGUCCUCACUUUAUCGAGUAUUUGGGUUACGAGGUGACUCAAGAGUGCUGCGUGAUACUGAAGUGCAAGGUCGGAAACAUGAAGAAGGAAACCUCGGCGCUGUGGUACAAAGACGGACACCAGAUCAAAGCAGACGAGAGCCUCGGCUUCACCGAGGGAGUCCUGAAACUGGAAAUUGCUCAGAUUUCCAAGAAGGACUCCGGUGUGUAUGAGGUCGUCCUGAAGGACGACAGAGGGAAGGACACUUCCACGUUAAAUCUGACAGAUCAAGGUUUCAAGGACUUGAUGAAUGAAGUUUUCAGCUUUAUCGCCAAUUCCUCCACUCCGCUGAAGAUCACGAGCACAGAUGAGGGCGUCCGACUCUACACCUUCGUCAACUACUACAACGAUUUGCUCCAAGUGACGUGGCACUAUAAGGAUUCGGCCGUCUCCUUCUCCGACCGCAUAAAGAGCGGCGUGGUGGGCGAGCAGCUGUGGCUGCAGAUCACGGAGCCCACAGAGAAAGACACGGGCAAAUACGCCAUCGAGUUCAACGACGGAAAGGGCGGCCUGAGGAGGACUGUGGAGCUGUCUGGUCAAGCAUUCGACGAUGCUUUUGCAGAGUUCAAGAGACUGCAAGCUGCUGCUAUUUCCGAGAGAGGCCGUGCUCGAGUAGCAGGAGGCCUGCCUGAUGUGGUCACCAUACAGGAGGGCAAGGCUCUCAAUCUCACCUGCAACAUCUCGGGCGACCCUUUGCCAGAGGUCACCUGGCUGAAGAACGACAGGGAGAUCACGUCCGACGACCACUGCAUCCUGAAGUUCGCCUCAGGCAAGUUCGCCAGCUUCACCAUCACCGCCGUGAACUCGUCGGACUCCGGCAAGUACAGCAUCCUGGUGAAGAACAAGUACGGCACAGAGAGCGGGGACUUCACUCUGGAGAUUAUAGACGAGACGCCUGACUUGGGGGUGACGUCAUACUCGACUGAUGCAGACGGAAAUGUGGUGUUUGGACCCAACACCCCAAAAGAAAAGAGGAAAACCACAGUCACUGGAACGACAACGCGGAAGGGGAAGGAAGCUGCAACUGAGACUCUUCUGGUGGAAAAGGUUGAAGACAAAGAUCGGGAGAAGGUGGCAGUUGAACCCGAAGCUUCAGAUCCAGAGCAAACAAAAGAUGGAGAAGAAGAAACUGCUGACCAAUCAGAAGCGUCCGAGCAGCAGAGCAGCCUGGACCAGUAGCUGGAACACGGCCAGAAACAAGUGAAUGGUGGACUAAAGUAUUGAUUAUACUCACAUACACACACAUAUGCUACACGUUUGAUGUGCGCUUUUCAACCUAAUAUGAUUGAUGUGUUCCCAGUUCUUCUAGACUUUGCAUUUCCGCUUAUCAAAUAAUAAAUAUAACAAUAUUCCACAUUUGUGUAUUACAAGUGUCAUAAAAACAAUUUAAAGACCACUGUUUUUAAAGUUUCCUUGAAUUCGACUUAGAUAUUUUUAUUUGUCAUCACAUUUGUAUUGAAUAAAGAACCAGCUGCAGCUUAUAUCUUUUAAACACGUUGGAGCUCAUAAUGCCAAAAGACUUUUGGAUGUGUAGAGGCUGACAGAGGUGAGGACCUCGCUAGUUGGAGGGAAGAACAACGCAAACAAGAGACAUUCUUGGGGUGAAACAGAGCAGAACUAGAAUGGGCACUCGGUAGAGCGCAUACCUUCGCAUAUCACAAGAUUGUGCAUUGUGUUAUGAGCAUUUUGGCAUUAGUUGCAUGCCAAUUGGAUAAAAAUUGACCGUGCUAUGGUAAAAAGAAGAUUUUGACCUAUCCAUGACCUUGACCUUUGACCCGAUUGAUCCCAAAAUCGAAUCAAAUGGUCCCCAGAUAAUAACCAAUCAUCCCACCAAAUUUCAUGCGAUUCAAGAAGAUGUUGACCUUUUCAUGACCUUGACCUUGACCCGAUCGAUCCCAAAAUCGAAUCAAAUGGUCCCCGGAUAAUAACCAAUCAUCCCACCAAAUUUCAUGAGAUUCGGUUUAAAACUUUUUUUGUUAUGCGAAUAACACGCAUACAAAUAAAUAAAUAAAUAAAUACAUGGCGAUCAAAACAUAACCUUCCGCAUUUUCAAUGCGAAGGUAAUUAAUUAAAAUCAACAAGUGUACAAGUUGUAGAGGUCCAGGAGGCCAGAGCUCAGACACAUUGCAGGGACAUAGCAAGCAACACAAACAAUUAAAAAGACCUAAGGUCACACACGCUUCAGCUAAAUCUCAUGUUUGUGCGCCAUGGUUUUAAAUCUUUUGAAAUUCAGGCAGAUAGUUUUAACUUGACAAGGUCCCCAAUCGAGGAAAUCCCUGUGUAAACAUCCACAGUCCGACUCAGCGGGUGUUUCUGGGGAACUGAAACUCUGUACUUCCCUGCAGAGCGAGUGAAUGCUCCGCUUUGUUUGUUCCUCCUUGUAUUCGUCAGACAGCUGUUGGCACACUGGCUCUUCUCCGGCUGAGGAUUCAGAUUUAACUGCCUCACUGAACUGGUCGGGAGCAAAUCCCUGAACAUCUCAGAGCCCCUUCAGGACUGCUGCUCUGAAGCCGAUUGAGACCUCUGACCUCCGAAUGAAGAGCGUGGAUAAUGUAUUUCUUCCUGUGAUCAUAAAAUGAUAUCACAUUA